Brachypodium distachyon (stiff brome) is the source of this 2035-nucleotide messenger RNA. RefSeq names its product putative F-box/FBD/LRR-repeat protein At3g49030. Gene Ontology annotation, molecular function: protein binding. Bases 260 to 1654 code for a protein of 464 amino acids. Lineage: Eukaryota; Viridiplantae; Streptophyta; Magnoliopsida; Poales; Poaceae. The transcript has 5 exons. The record is from RefSeq and is a predicted model, not a curated record.
UCUCGUUCAGGCGUCAAGUAGCCUUGGGCCUGAGACUGCCUUGGGGAGCUUAAUGGACUAUUUUAUUUUGGUCCCAGCUGCAGUCGAAUCGAGAUGCCGUCAACGACUCAAUCUCGUCCUCGCUCAAAAAUGAACAAAAAAAAAUCUGCUAUCUCCUUCCCAUCCGGUGGGCGGUACGGCUGCAUCGAUCGCCGGAAUCCUUCAGCCACUAAGCGGCGCGCCCAUACGCAGCAGCGAAACGGACAGCAGGUAGAGAUUGAUGGCAAAGAGACAGAUGGGUUCAGAAAACACCUGCACGCAUAGAACAAUGGUGAAAAGAAAGGGAUCAGGACUUCAACUGGCCAGCCUGCCAACGGAUAUUCUCUGCAAGAUACUGUCACAGUUGCCGAUCAAAGAAGCCGUCCGCACGAGCAUACUAUCGGCACAAUGGAGAUAUGCCUGGUGUUGCCACUCAAAUCUAGAUUUCAGUUUUCGAUUUGAGCAAGAGUCUACUGAGGGAGUUGAGUCAGUCCUACAGCAACACAGUGGUCUGGUUGACAACAUCCAGUUUGUAGGUCCAUUUGGAGAUGAACAAAGGGAACAGAUAGAAAGAUGGGUGAACUUUGCUACCGCAUCGAAGGCGAAGCAGCUCAUUCUCGAUUUCUCGCCUGCCCGCCCGAAAAAACUAGAACCAUGUGGCUUGGAUUUGCAGCUUCUCGAUGAGAGCAACAGUUUACACUUGCGAGCUAUAAAACUCUGUCGUGUUUCUCUGAAGAUGCCCCUGGUUUUCAAAGGUUUUCAGAAACUUAGAUGGAUUUACUUAGCAGACAUGGACAUCACCGAUGAGGGCCUCAAGUCUUUGAUUUCCAACAGCACUGUCUUGGAGUUCCUUGGUAUUGCUGGUAUUACAGGGCUUCGGACAUUACAGAUAUCUUCAGACACACUUCAGCAUUUGCAAGUAUAUGACUGCCACCGGCUUGGAGAAAUGGAGCUGAACAUUCUUGGUCUGGUAAAACUUGAGUACAGAGGUCCACGGGUUCUGUUAUCACCUCCUGGAACUUUGCUUACGACGAAUAUACGCAUGGAGCUGGUCGACGCCUGCUCUCUAGAAUGCAUCUUCAUCGACCUUGGUAAUAAUGUGCCUGAUCUCGAGACGCUGACUGUAAAAUGCACCGAAUGGAAGAGGCCUGAAUUGCCAAGAAACCUGCACAGCUUUGUUCAUCUGAAGCACCUGAGCAUGGAGUUGAAUAUCGCGGGUAAUAUUUGGAACAGGAAGACUGACAUCCUCGAUUUUGCCGUCCUUCUGGUUGCUGCCCCUUUCCUGGAAAAGCUUGGAUUCCAUAUGUUUGUGGGAUGCGAGCAUCAACGGUACAGCACCGAGGAAGGGAAUGUACGGAGCCCUCCUUAUUCGGAGCCCCACAUCCAUCUCAGGACGGUCGAGAUCACGGGGUUCUACGGCCAGAAAGACCAGCUGGGGCUGGCGCUUCAUAUCCUGGAAAACUCUGUCGUGCUCGAGGAGAUGGAGAUAAACCCAAGCCCUGCAGUGCUAGCUGCUGACCGUCCCUGGCUUAUGGGGGUUCCUGCUUAUGUCAUGGACGGCUGCCAAGUCGCCCUCCAGUUCCUCCGCGGCAGAGACCACCGGAAUGUUGUUCGUGUCGUCACAAGCUCCGACUAAAAAAGAAGGGCCGGUUGUUGUAGAAAAACAUAGUGUAGCAAAAUCGCGCACAUUGUCGACAUCGAAGCAUUUCAAGUGCACCUUGUACAGGUCCUGCUUACGGUAAUGGAGUGUGCAUGCAUUACGUACGUUUGAAACAAGACUUAUUAGCUAGUUAAUGGUCUCCUGUCGGGCCAUGAUCGGGAGCACUGCACUUUGAGAUCUCUCCCACUCUUAUGUGCAAUUAUUUGCACUGGAGAUUGGUUUGGCUUUAGGUGCUUUUGUCUACAAGAUGGUUCCAUUGCUUUAGUUAGUGCAGUCGGUUGUUGCCUUACUGAACAGUGCCAGUUUGAUUCCUUUCCUGUUUAAGACAAAUGACAUUUCUGCUAUAAUUAAUUCAUA